This is a messenger RNA of Adineta ricciae, 2514 nucleotides long. Lineage: Eukaryota; Metazoa; Rotifera; Eurotatoria; Adinetida; Adinetidae. The record is from the annotation of a GenBank genome assembly.
AUGACUGAAUCAGUCAUAACUAUUUCACCAAAAACAUCGCCAUAUCAUUCACCAAUUUCCACACGUCACGUAUCACCAAGUACAUCGUCGGCAACAGGUUCUUACAUGCUAGCGACGCGUCAUCGAAAUCUUAAUCAACAAACAGUAUCGAAUGAAAAAUUGCAAUUACGAAAGUUGAACGAUCAGUUUUUAAGCUACAUUGAACGUGUUCGCCUGUUUGAAACGUACAAUAAUUGCUUGACUAGUCAUUGCGAACAGAUCAAAGCUGCACAGGAACGGACGAAAACGAAAUUAGAUUUACUUAAACAAGAAUUCGAUGAAUAUCAACAGGAAAAAUUUGCUCGAGAGAGAAAAGAUAUUCAAUUAGAUAAUGAAAACAUAAAAGACGUGGAAAAACAAGUCGAUGAUGUGAAAACAAAAGAAAAAUUUCUUCAACAUGAACACGAUUUAAAUCGGCAACAAAUCAUCGACUUACAGCAACAAUUUAUUGCUUUACAAAGUAAAACGGAAAAACUUCGUUUUGAUUACGAAAAUAUUAACGACGAUUCAAAUCAUUAUCGAAGACAGAUCUCUUACUACCAAUUACUUAAAUCGUCGAUCUUGGACGAGAUAUCACAUCAGCGCGAUAUCAAUCAACGUGUACAAUUAGAAGUAGAUGAUUUGAAAAUACAAAAACAGAUCGCCAUCCAAUCACACGAAGCUGACGCUCAAGCAAUUGAAAUUCAUAAUGACAACAUGGUGUACGAUCUGGCGACAAAUUUUCGCUUUGAUGGUGUUGGAAAAAAUCCGUUGACACAGAUGUUGAACGAAAUACGUGAAGAAUAUAAAACACGAGACAACGACAUGCGUGAAGAACUACAUCGGAAAUAUUUGCUGGAAUAUAAUCAACAUAUCAAAAGACAAGUUGAUCAGAAUUUACUCGAUACCAACCGAGAGGAUAUCGAACGGCGUCAUCUGUCGAAUGAGUUAAAUUCACUGAAUGACCAUCGAACUUUACUACAACAGAAAUUAACGUUGAUACAUGAACAUUACAAACAAUUGGAAUUGAAUUUCGAACGGGAACUCAAUCGGCAGAAGAGUAUGCAAGAAAAAUAUGAGCGGCAAAUCAAUGAUUUACGUGGAUCAGUUAAAGAAUAUCAAACUCUUUUGAGUACAAGUACAUUGGUGCUUCAGCCAACUAUCGAAGCUGAAGUGAACAAAUAUCGACAAUUACUUGAAGGUUCUGAUCAACAGUUGGGCCUUCGUCAACUAAUUCAUAUGCCGAAUAAAAUUGAACAUUCGCCAUCGAUCAAUCGUCCGACAACUCCACCAUACCCGCCGCCCCCGUUAGUACAGCGUUCUCCAUCGCCUAUGAAUAAAUUAGAAUCAGUAUCAGCGUUACUUUUGAUUCCAUCUCGUACUCGUCAAAAUUCCAAUAGUGAAGCUUCAUAUGAAACAGCACCAAUAUCUCAAUCGUCGACACCAACAACUAACAAUCAACAAUAUCUCACUUUCGAGUCCGUUAACGAUAAAUUGUCUCACACAGAUUACGAUACUGACAAUGAUCAAUCGCAAACAAUUCAAUAUAUGUCAGGUCGCAGUAGUCGGUUAACUAGUACAACAGAUAGUACACCAUUAGCAAUGACACCAACAAAUCAAGAAUCAUUGCCACCAUUACCAUUCACUGAUCUCGCUAAUCAAAAUGAAACAAUUGUGGAAAUAUCAUUUGAUACGUCACAGGCCGAAGGUAUGGUUAACAGAUGGCGAAACACGAAUUUUGAUUGUAUUGACACGUCAUACUUUUACAUAGGAGUGAUAAAUCAAACAUUACCAUUUGUGCCCAUGAAUGUAAUACCUCAAACGGAUAUGGAUGAACGCAAAGAUAUAAUUUCUGAUGAACAACAAUCUCCAUUGAUUUCUACAUUAGAAAAACGAGAAGAAUCAGAACCAGCAGUAGUUGUUGAGCCAACAAUUAUCACAUCAUCGCAAAUUAUUAUUCCGAUCACCGUAGAUGUUGAUUUUAAGCCAACUGAAGAAUCGAACGAUACAAAAACAAUAUCUCCUGUAACACCAACUGUAUCGAUUGAUGAACAAUCAAAAUCUUCAGUAUCACCAAACAAUGUAUCUGAUUCAACAAGAACAGAAUCAACAGCUGCAGUUGAAAUACCUUUAUCAGCGCUACCAGCAACAAACCCAUUAGCUAAGCUAAUGCUACCUAAUGCAGCACCAUUUGUGCCAAGUUCAAAUGGAACAAAUAAUCAACCAGUAUCACCAGUAUUCAUUCCUAUCUCAUCUAUGAAUAAUGAUGCGCUACCCUUUGUUCCAAGUCAACAGCAGCCUGCAACAAGUCAACAACAAUGGAACGGAACGAAUACACGCAGCGGCAGUGGCAGCAAUGCCGGUGGAAAUCGUCGUGGACAGCUUGGCGGUGGCAAUUUUCAUCACGGCGGUGGAAAUCAACGAUCUGGUGGUGGAGGUAACUGGCACCAAAGUGGAGGCGGUGGACAUCAAAAACAACGUCGUGGAAUGAAAUAA